GUCCCCGGGCCCUCGGCCGCCGCACUCACGGCGGGAGCUGCCUAGGCCAGUUGGGCUCUGCGCACUCAGCCACCGAGUCCGACCCUCCGCGCGGCCCGCGCUGUCCUGCUCGUCCUCGCCACCCGGCACGCACAGCCCGGCCCCAGCAUGACGGACCAGGCGGCCUUCGACACGAAUAUCGUCACCCUGACCCGCUUCGUCAUGGAGGAGGGCAGGAAGGCCCGCGGCACCGGCGAGAUGACCCAGCUGCUCAACGCGCUCUGCACCGCGGUCAAAGCCAUCUCCACGGCCGUGCGCAAGGCGGGCAUCGCGCACCUCUAUGGAAUUGCUGGCUCUACCAAUGUGACGGGUGACCAAGUGAAGAAGCUGGACGUCCUCUCCAAUGACAUGGUCAUUAACGUGUUGCGGGCAUCCUUUGCAACCUGCGUCCUGGUGUCGGAAGAAGAUAAACACGCCAUAAUUAUAGAACCUGACAAAAGGGGUAAAUAUGUGGUCUGUUUUGACCCCCUUGAUGGAUCCUCCAACAUCGAUUGCCUUGUGUCCAUUGGAACCAUUUUUGGCAUCUACAGAAAGAACUCUACCGACGAGCCUUCUGAGAAGGACGCCCUGCAGCCGGGCCGGAACCUGGUGGCGGCUGGCUAUGCCCUCUAUGGCAGUGCUACCAUGCUGGUGCUGGCCAUGGCCUGUGGGGUCAACUGCUUCAUGCUGGACCCGGCCAUUGGAGAGUUCAUUUUGGUGGACAAGGAUGUGAAGAUCAAAAAGAAAGGGAACAUCUACAGCCUCAAUGAGGGCUACGCCAAGGACUUCGACCCUGCAGUCACCGAGUACGUGCAGAGGAAGAAGUUCCCCCCGGAUAACUCAGCCCCCUACGGCUCCAGGUACGUGGGCUCCAUGGUGGCUGAUGUCCACCGCACCCUGGUCUACGGAGGGAUCUUUCUGUACCCGGCUAACAAGAAGAGCCCCAAAGGGAAGUUGAGACUACUGUACGAAUGUAACCCAAUGGCCUACGUCAUCGAGAAGGCGGGAGGAUUGGCUACCACUGGGAAGGAAGCUAUACUGGACAUCGUUCCCACUGACAUCCACCAGAGGGCGCCAGUCAUCUUGGGGUCCCCGGAAGACGUGACUGAGUUCUUGGAGAUAUAUAAGAAGCAUGCUGCCAAAUGAAGAGCUGACCUUGACCACCCCCGCACGCGCCCCCCCCCCCCGCCCAAAAAAUUGCCUUUUAUCUGGACUUUUAUCUGACACGGCGCUACCCCAUUCUGACUGCAUUAUACAUUCCUAGGCAGCAGAAAUAGAAAGCAUAGAUAUCUUCACCAUCAAGUUCUGUGUAAUGCCUGGUGCUGCCUAACCAAAAUGCUAUCUAUAUAACGCUACUGAUGAUCAAGAUAUAUUUUGAAUAGAGGAGAAAUAAACCUAUUUUUCCUUUUUCUAAAAAGUCUUCAUUGCUUUGUGUGAAAUAAUGGUAAAAGUCAUAGUGACAGUCAAUGCAUAUAACAUUAGGUAACUCAUUUAAUCUUCACAGCAGCCUCAUGAAUUAGGUGGUAUGAACAACUCAUUUCACCAUGACAUCAUAUGGAGGACAGAGAGGUGAGGUAAUCUGCCCCAGGUCUCCAGCCAACGAGCCACAGAGUUCAGAUGAACCUAGGCAGUCUGGCCACUAAACUCAGAGUCAGCCUAUUGCUUCUCCUACGUAUUGUCUGUGCAGGUCUGGAUGUGCAGACCUCACCUGAGCAAGGCUGUUUCUACCUCCUGGGGCCUGUAGAGGUGAUAAGUUCGUGAUGGUGCCCAUCCACAACCUCUUGGCCUCCCAUACAUGCACAUAAUUAUCUAAGUCACAAGUGAAGGUUUAUAUUAUUGCUCCUGGUGACUUUUAAAGAUCUAAUUACCAUAAGGAAGAAGACUCAUCAUUAAACGCACAAUUUAUGGAAAUAAUAAUAUUGUUGCAAGCAAGUGAAUUUCUUACUAGACUCUUUGUAUAAACAUUUACUCCCUUCGCUGACCCUGUUUUUUUCUGGACUAGAAUUGCUAAGAUCAUGGCAAAUUAUACCAGGUUUUAAGAAUCA
This is a messenger RNA of Myotis myotis, 2063 nucleotides long. It is a transcript of the gene FBP1, whose product is annotated as fructose-bisphosphatase 1. Gene Ontology annotation, molecular function: fructose 1,6-bisphosphate 1-phosphatase activity. Lineage: Eukaryota; Metazoa; Chordata; Mammalia; Chiroptera; Vespertilionidae. The transcript is spliced from 7 exons. Gene Ontology annotation, biological process: fructose 1,6-bisphosphate metabolic process; fructose 6-phosphate metabolic process; fructose metabolic process. Gene Ontology annotation, cellular component: cytosol; cytoplasm. Bases 148 to 1164 code for a protein of 338 amino acids. The record is from RefSeq and is a predicted model, not a curated record.